CAGCUCGCGGAGAUUAUGGCGUCCGGGCCUCACCCGACCGCGGCCGCCGCCGCCUCGUCGGUCGCCCCGAGCGCGGGCGGCUCCGGCUGCGGGGCGGCGGCCACGACGGCGACGGCGACCAGGGGCAUCCUGAUCGGCGACCGCCUGUACUCGGAGGUGUCGCUGACCAUCGACCACUCGCUGAUCCCGGAGGAGCGGCUCUCGCCUACGCCGUCCAUGCAGGACGGGCUCGACCUGCCCAGCGAGACGGACCUGCGCAUCCUGGGCUGCGAGCUCAUCCAGGCCGCCGGCAUCCUCCUCCGGCUGCCGCAGGUGGCGAUGGCAACGGGGCAGGUGUUGUUCCAUCGGUUUUUCUACUCCAAGUCGUUCGUCAAACACAGUUUCGAGAUUGUUGCCAUGGCGUGUAUUAAUCUUGCAUCAAAAAUCGAAGAAGCACCUAGAAGAAUAAGAGAUGUGAUUAAUGUAUUUCACCACCUACGCCAGUUAAGAGGAAAAAGGACUCCAAGCCCUCUGAUCCUUGAUCAGAACUACAUAAACACCAAAAAUCAAGUUAUCAAGGCAGAGAGGAGGGUGCUAAAGGAGUUGGGAUUUUGUGUUCAUGUCAAGCAUCCCCAUAAGAUCAUUGUUAUGUAUUUACAAGUCUUAGAAUGUGAACGUAAUCAAACCCUGGUUCAAACUGCCUGGAAUUACAUGAAUGACAGUCUUCGGACCAAUGUUUUUGUUCGAUUUCAACCAGAGACUAUAGCAUGCGCUUGCAUCUACCUUGCAGCUAGGGCUCUCCAGAUUCCACUGCCAACUCGUCCCCAUUGGUUUCUUCUUUUUGGGACUACAGAAGAGGAGAUCCAGGAAAUCUGCAUAGAAACGCUUAGGCUUUAUACACGAAAAAAGCCAAACUAUGAAAUGCUAGAAAAAGAAGUCGAAAAAAGAAAAGUAGCCUUACAAGAAGCCAAAUUAAAAGCAAAGGGAUUGAAUCCUGAUGGAACGCCAGCCCUCUCAACUCUUGGUGGAUUUUCGCCAGCCUCUAAACCAUCAUCACCAAGAGAAGUAAAAGCUGAGGAGAAGUCACCAGUCUCUGUUAACGUGAAGACGGUCAGAAAAGAACCUGAGGAUAGACAGCAGGCUUCCAAAAGCCCAUACAAUGGUGUAAGAAAAGACAGCAAGAGAAGUAGAAACAGCAGAAGUGCGAGUCGAUCAAGGUCACGAACACGAUCACGCUCCAGAUCGCACACUCCAAGGAGACAUUACAACAAUAGGCGGAGUCGGUCGGGGACGUACAGCUCAAGAUCAAGAAGCAGAUCCCGCAGUCACAGCGAAAGCCCGCGAAGACAUCAUAAUCAUGGUUCUCCUCAUCUGAAGGCCAAGCAUACCAGAGAUGAUUUGAAAAGUUCGAAUAGACAUGGUCACAAAAGGAAAAAAUCUCGUUCUCGAUCUCAGAGCAAGUCUCGGGAUCACUCAGAUGCUGCCAAGAAGCACAGGCAUGAAAGGGGACAUCACAGGGACAGGCGGGACCGGUCUCGCUCCUUUGAGAGGUCCCACAAAGGCAAGCACCAUGGCGGCAGUCGCUCAGGACAUGGCCGGCACAGGCGCUGACCCGGCCUCGAGCCACCGUCGGUUCUUGGUUUUUGCCUAUCUGCAGUGUGGUGUAUGGACUCGUAAUCAAAAUGUUAAAAGCAAACUGAUUAGGAUUUGAUUUAUUAAAACCUUCUAGGUCUCUAGAAACACUGAGGACAUUUUCUUUUGAAAAGAACUAUGUUAAAUUUUUUGCACAUUACAAUGCCCUAGCAGUAUCUAAUUGGAAACCAUGGUCAGGUUCAGUUGUACUUACAGUUGUGUAUUGUUUAUUGCUAUCAGAACUGGAGCGUAAAUUGUGUAAAAACGUAUCUUAUUUUUAUACAGAUAAAAUUGCAGACACUGUUGUAUUUAAGUGGUUAUUUGUUUAAAUGAUGGUGAAUACUUUCCUAACACGGGUUUGUCUGCAUGUGUAAAGAUUUUUACAAGGAAAUAAAAUACAAAUCUUGUUUUUUUAAACUGCUUCAAAUAUCUUAUUUAAAUAAAUUAUUAAAAAGAUAAAAUUUUCAUAGUAAAAUGGCUGCACUGAUUUUCUGUCAACACGUGUCCUUGUCCCUUUCUUUAGACAACAGUCUGAGGUUAUUAAAAUACAGUUCCUAUCUGUGUCCUGAGCUGCUAGCAGGCUUCGCCGUGGCCGUGGCGGCGCGGUGUGACAUUUGACGUUCCCUUGUAGCACUGGACCAGUCUUCCAGGCAGACAGCUGACGGACGCGGGAAUGGCGCCUCCGGGCUGCUUGUGAGGCAGUUGUAAGUACUUCCUCUAACAGGGCUGCUCUGUCCAACGGAUCACAACUGAACAUGCCAGUCAGUGAGUCCAGCUGUUGAGAUUUAGGGCGGUGGUGUGGUGGGGUUCUUGUUAAAUUUGCACACAGGCUAAGAGAAUUCAAUGAUGCGGGCCCUGACCUGGCUGGGUGAUAAAGGAAAAUCUGACCACAGAGAAUGAAGUCUUGAUGAAAAAGCCAGGACUUGCAUUUAAAUGGUUAUUUUUCAAAUGAUUCCUGUAGGGAGGAAUAUUUUCUGAACAUUUUGGAAAAUUUAGAGAUCCUUAACCGCAAUUAAAAUACUACUUCAGAGUUAGCUUUCCGUUGGUAUGUUGUUAUCCACCUUGAUCACUUACCUUCUCCACUAGACUGGGCUCCAUAUGGUUUUUUUUUUUUUUUGCUGUAAAUACACCCACAAAGAGAUUUAUUGCUGUUAAAAAAGUUUCUGAUUUCAUAACAUGGAGAAACCUGGAAGGCAUUAUGCUGAGUGAAAUUAGAUGCAACAGGACAAAUACUGUAUAAGACCACUAUUAUAAGUUCUUGAGAAAUG
This is a messenger RNA of Loxodonta africana (African savanna elephant), 2879 nucleotides long. RefSeq names its product cyclin L1 (gene CCNL1). The record is from RefSeq and is a predicted model, not a curated record. NCBI's taxonomy places the organism in Eukaryota, Metazoa, Chordata, Mammalia, Proboscidea, Elephantidae. The transcript has 11 exons. Gene Ontology annotation, molecular function: cyclin-dependent protein serine/threonine kinase regulator activity. The coding region runs from base 16 to 1590 and encodes 524 amino acids. Gene Ontology annotation, cellular component: nucleus. Gene Ontology annotation, biological process: regulation of transcription by RNA polymerase II.